AGUAGAUUUUUAGCCUCAGUUCUCAGAUAUUCUCUAAACCACACCCUAAGUCCACACCUACACCUUUUUCAUAAACAGCUUCCACAUCAUUUUGAGACAUGCAGAGAUACCAAUAAUACCAGCUGUACACAGAUAAGAGUCAUCAUGUCAGAUGAAGUCAACGUCUUUAUGGACCCUUUCCUCAAAAUCUACACAAAUCCUGAUCAUAUAGAAUUAGCCAAUAAUCUCAGAGAUAUCAAAAAGCCGGAGGAAGAGGACAACAACAAAAAUGUUUAUAUAAUUUCCAGACAGUUUAUAGACAUAUUGUCUAAUGCCAUGGCAAACACAGAAGAUUCAGACUCUCUUGGUUUAGAAUUACAGGAAAUAAUUGACUCUCCACCUGCAGAGAAAACAAACAAACUGAAAAGUAAACUGAAAGAGUUAGAGAAUUUUUCCCUUAAUAUUGCUAUAACAGGGAUGACAGGAGCAGGGAAGUCUUCCCUUGUCAAUGCCCUCAGAGGCCUUUCUAAUGAUGAUAAAGACGCAGCUCCCACAGGAACAACUGAGACUACCAUGAAGCCCGACAUGUAUCUGCACCCCUCCAUGCCAAAUGUGAAGAUCUGGGACCUGCCUGGAAUUGGGAGUCCCAAAUUUAAAGCAAAGAAGUACCUGAAAGAUGUCAAUUUCCACACUUAUGACUUCUUUCUCAUAGUGACCUCUGAAAGAUUUAAGGAGAACGACAUUGAGCUGGCCAGAGCGAUCAUGAAGAGCAAGAAGCUAUUUUAUUUCAUUCGUACUAAAAUUGAUAACGACGUUCGUGCUGAAUCACACAAAAGAAACUUUGAUGAGCGGAUGUUGCUCGAAAACAUUCGAGAGGAUUGUAAGGUAAACCUAUUGAGAGUCGGAAUACCCAAAAUAUUUCUAGUAUCUUCAUUUUAUUUGGAAAAAUUUGACUUUCAAAAACUGAUCAACACCCUCAAAGAUGAACUCCCGGAGAACAAGAAAUUUGCUCUCAUUCAGUCUCUUCCCGUUUAUUCUCCAGAGGCCCUCACAAAGAAGAAAACAUACAAGAAAAAUUGGCUAAAUGCAUUUGCAGCCGGGCGGUCGAGGCGAUAGCUCCCAUUCCAGGAUUGUCACUGGCCUGUGAUUAUGGCAUCAUGAAAAAGUUUUUUCAGCAAGUCUACACAGGCUACGGCUUAUCAAAUCAGUCAGGCGCUAUCAGACCAAGUGAACAAACCGGUUCACUUUCU
Molecule: messenger RNA, 1229 nt
Organism: Carassius gibelio (silver crucian carp)
Lineage: Eukaryota; Metazoa; Chordata; Actinopteri; Cypriniformes; Cyprinidae
Product: interferon-inducible GTPase 1-like
Exons: 2
Coding region: 145-1095 (316 amino acids)
Cellular component (GO): membrane
Molecular function (GO): GTP binding
Source: RefSeq, a predicted model, not a curated record